AUUCAAUCCAGCAACAACAAGUACCUGAGAGUUUGAGUCAACUACUGCUACCAUCUCACAGGAGAAGCAACUUGAAAAGUGAGUGUUUAUCUUGUAUGCCUAAUUGAAAUAAAUAUAAAUCUAUGUAUAGGAAAAUAGAGAUAAAGAUUAUAAUAAUAAUAAUAAUAACAAUAAUAAUAAUGAUGAUAAAUAGACCUUCAGCUGGCAACACAGCUUCUAGUUUGCAACAGAGUAUAUCAACUGAUAACCACAACUAAUUGAUUUGAGCUCCAUUACAUAGUACAGGUGCAUGUGUAGGGAUACAUUAUACACCAGUAUGAUGGUUAACAUUCUCAACAUUCUUUAUGAUAACAUCUUUUUCUAGUUUAUAUUUAAACAAGUAUUAGCAUGACAUAGCAUAGUAAGGUAAGAACAUUUAGGAAUAAAGAUACAUCACAGAUAAUUCACAGAAUCAAAACAAAACUGAGCUUAUGUGUACUAGGAUUUUGUUCCACUCAUUUUGAGUCAGCCAAUGAAUGAGUUGCCAGUAAUCUGAUACUUGUGUUUGUGCUAAGAUUUCUGGGAUUGUCAUGGGGCAAACAUUGGAAGUUGUUAGAAGAAAAUAUGAUUGUGGAGAUAGAUCAACACUUUUUAGCUGCUGUUUUAUCAGAAAUGGAUUAAGAUGAUGUUGAUACAUAGGAAGUGUAAGUUUUUUAAAAAACCACAGAAUACGUUAUAAAACAUAUUGAUAUACUACUCUGAGCCUAGUGUAAGGUUUAUAGUGAAAUCUGGCAUUGUGUAAUGAUCCCAAAGUAUUACAAAAUUAGCCAUAAAUCGCUAGGAAAUAACUCAGUAAUGUCUUGUGUGUGUACAAAAUGAAGACCAAAGACCAAAAAUUGAAGACCUUUUUUUUUUAAUGCCCAUUGAGGCACAGACAGUUUAAAAACCAAGCUAAAGUGUUCCUCAGUGCACUAGAUGUAAAAUCAAUGGAGUCUCCAUUUUGUAGAAAGUACCGUGUGAAGCUAUAAAACAAAGACCCUAGCUAAAACACUUUGUCAUAUGCAGAUGGAAUUUAUUCAUUAUAUACAAAUUAUACACAAAUUUGUCACUCUGACAGAAACAUAUUAAGUACAUGUAUCGUUGUUUCCUCCUGAAAUUACUGUUAGAAUGAUAACCCUGUAGAUGAAGGUUGCAGUCAAUUUUUUUCUUGUCUGAAUUAGCUCCUCGUGUAUUCUUGGUUAUGUCCACAGUAAGAAGAACAUGUAUGCCUGUAUAUCAGUGUAAAAUGUGUAAAAGGGGAUCUAAAUUUCAAACUACAGUCAGCUAAUGUUUGCAUUGUCUUGCUGUCGGCUGACUCACAGCUCUCACCUUCCCUUAGCUGAGGCUCCACCAGGUAUUUGGUAUGAUCACUGUCUGCUUCUGAAUACUGUUGCUCAUCAUCUGAUUUGGAGUCUUCAUCUUGUCAGAAAGUUGUGGCGUAUCUCUUUGACAUGCUGCUCAGUCAAAAUUUUCCCUUGUGAUCUGAUUUCCUCCAUUACUGACAAAGUCUUUGUCAAAGUCAGCACGUUGUAGCGAACAAUUCUUUUUGUGGCACUUGCUACAUUUUUUCCAGAGGCAGGACAUUGAUGUACAUUGUUUUGUGAGAUUUCCACAGUCUUGGUACGGGUACCUUUUGUGUGGUGUCAGAUUUCUUUUUGUGAUUCUUAGCUAUACUUAAGAGUGUGUCCACAGCUCCUUUAGUCUAUGUUCUUCAGCUCAAUGGUGUAUAUUUCUGCAGCUCGGAUUAUACCAAUGUCCUUAUCAAGUGUUAAUGCUUUGAUUCACUUCCUGACUUCACAGCUCUUUAUUCUCAGUGUUACCAAUAUUUAGAAGAUCAGUUCAUUGUUUAAUACACCAUAAGCAACCAGUAGAUGCCAAUUUUUGUUAUCUGUUUUUGGUAUCAAUGUUUCCAUCUUCAUGGCUGACACUGUUAAUUAAGCGUUGUUAAAAAAUAGAAACUGUUGGAUUCUGUGUGAUCAUCAACUGGUUAAUAUUUAGCUUUUUGGUAGGUUUCCUUUCCCACAACAUUGUUCUGAGGAUUAUUUGUUAAGCUUUUUUUCAAAUUUUUCUUUUUCAAAAAGGUCCAAUCCUCCACCUGAUUACCUUUCAGACUGAUUGGAACAGGUGUAAUGACUUGCUGAUUAAAGACCACCAUAUGCAUAGGCUGUGGGAAUAAUUCUACACACACUGCACUGUUUACUUUUCAUUAAUCAAAAAUAAAUUAGUAUCAGUGGCUAAUUAAAGACCAUCAUAUGCUUGGGCGGCAGAAAUGGUUAAAGCUACACACACUGCCCUCUCCUUUGUCACUUAUCAAAAAUGAAUCAGUUACUUAACCAUCAGUUAAUGAUGGUUAAGGACCAUCACAGUGUUCAACACUCAAGCUGGAACUGUGCUACACACUAUUCUGUUUCCUAAUUGUCGCUCAUGGUAAAUAAAUCAGUGCCACCAUCCAAACACAUUAAAAAAAAUUUAAAAUUAUCACUUAGUGCUUUGAUAAGAAUAUAUUGUUUAAAAAAGUGUGAAACAUAUAACUGGCUGCCUUUAGGAAAAGGAUCUUAAACUUAAAAAUAAAUUUUAUGCAACCUCUGAGCAUCAGGCUUGAGACAAGACCUUAGGUUGAUAUUCUUUAUCAUAUAUUUUGAUCUGAGUACAGUAUAAGCUUCGUUGUACAAACUGGAGAUGUGUCCAGUUUUCUUUGAUGUUUGGCACCAGAUAUGUGAUUAUUCAUAUCUUCCAGGGAUUUUACAUUUAUAUGGUACAAGGUCAUUAUUAAUAAAUACACAAAUCUAUAUUGGCUUUGAUACCCAUUGUGAUUGAUUUUGUCUUUUUCAGUUAUUAUGACUGAUGAUUUUAAAAUGAUUGUCUUUGUAGAUUUGUGCCGUGAAGAAGAUAAUUUUUAAUAGAAUUCUGUUCCAAAAUAAAUUUAACAUUAACUUCUACAGUUGGAUCAAUUAAACACUGAUUAAAUGGGCAGGACUGGAGGCUAGUCAUUGUGUCCAGGCUUAAUUAUGGGAAAUUAAAUCACAAGGUAAUAAGUUGCUGAAUUCUAGUUUUUAUAUUUUCUGUACUGCUUUUAUUUUCAGAAUGGGAGUGGUAAAAUCAAAAAGAGCGGAAACUGAUGAGAACAGUUCAAAGAACAUUUAUGGUGACCCACCAAAGAUCAAUUUUUGUCUUCCAGAGAUAAGUGAGCUAACCCAGAAUUCUAAACGUUGGAAGGAUGUUCAACUCCCAAUUGACAUUCUGUUGUUAACAGUGAAGGACUGUGAGUUAUUAAGUUGCUACUAUUACAUUAAUGAUCCAUUUAGAAGCUAUUUCAAAGGGCUUGGUCCUGUAUACUUUGGAAGCAUUGGUGAAGAUCAAGAUGUUAAACUGAAUGUUGCUUUGAUGAAAUGCUCAGAGGGCUCUAAAAUUCCUGGUGGUGCUUUGACUGUUGUAAAGAAUGCUGUCACUCAGCUGAGGCCAAAAGCUGUCUUUACUGUGGGCCACUGUAGUGGUGUGAAUCAGGAAUCAACAAAGCUGGGGGAUGUGGUUGUUUCAGAAAAGCUCACAACCUAUUCCAAUCAGAAAAUUACAAAGGAUGGAAAGAAAUUUUGUGGGUUAACAACUCCUGUAAGCAGGGACAUUGCUGCUCUCAUUCAAUAUGCAGCUUAUGGUUGGAAUCCACCCCUAGAAAAUCCUCAAGAAAGGAAAGUUGAAGUCCACUGUGGUGAGGUUUUGAGUGGUUGUGAGCUCGUACAAGCUGAGUGGCGACGAGAUGAACUAGUGAAGUCAUUUCCUUCAGGAAUUGCAAUUGAGACAGAAGGAGAGGGUAAGACCUCUUUUUCCUUUGAAGUAACUGUUACUGUAAAAUCUGCUCAAAGAGAUAUUUGGAUAUAUUGUAUCCUGGGAGAGAGAAUUGAUACUUAUAUGAUAUCAGUUGUGGUGGGUAAGUUUUCCUUCCAGUGUCGAGAGAUGCACUGGCUUGUGUGUGAACAUACUGAUAUGGGCGGCCGUCACCACCAAAAUUACAAGGAUGUCAAAUAGAUCAGCAAAUACAAAGAUGGUGUAAGGAUCAGCUGCAGGAUGGCAUAGCUAAUAAAGGAAUGGAAUGGCCAAAUUAUAGACAGUCUAGUUUUCCUUCGUGAAACAGAACACCCUAAACAUGAAUAGUUUAGCCAAAUGAGAAACGGUCUUGUAGCCCAUGUUGAGUUGGAACAUGAGAUUGUGAAAUGGACUAGCUCAAUUACGAAUAGCUUAGCACUCAUUUGCAAUACAGUACUCAAACGGUGUAGCGUUGAGUUAAACGGCUCAGGGUAACGUCGAGUAGCACAGCGUACGCACAAACGGUGUAGCGUUGCGUCAAAUGGCUCAGCUUAAUGUAGAAUGGUACAGCGUACACACAUAUGGUGUAGCGCUGCGGGAAAUGGCUCAGCGUAAUGUAGAAUGGUACAGCGUACAUAAAAACAGUGUAGCGUUGUGUGAAAUGGCUCAGCGUAAUGUCGAAUGGUACAGCGUACAUGCAAACAGUGUAGCGUUGCGUGAAAUGGCUUAGGGUAAUGUCGAAUGGUACAGCGUACAUACAAACAGUGUAGCGUUGCGUGAAGUGGCUUAGCAUAAUGUCGAACGGUACAGCGUACACACAAAUGGUGUAGCGUUGCGUGAAAUGGCUCAGCGUAAUGUAGAAUGGUACAGCGUAGACACAAAUAGUGAAGCGUUAGGUCGAAUAGCUUUGCAAAACAUCAGACGCUCUAUCUGAACAUAAAAUUGCGUAGUAUUACUUGAAAUAUUUCGAUGUUGUGGCGAAUAGUCGUGGCGUGACGUGAAGGCUAUGCCAUUCCUUUAUUAGCUAUGCUAUCCUACAGCUGAUCCUUAAGCCAUCUUUGUAUUUGCUGAUCUAUACGACAUUCUUGUAUUUUUGGUGGUGACGGUCGCCAAGGCAUCUCGCCGAAACCACCAAAAAUACAAACCGCAAAUGGAACAGCGAUCUGCUGGGGGUAUGACGUCAUCGAAUGUGAAGACUGACACGAAACCAUUACAUGGCGUAGUAUAGUCUUCACUUCGCUUUGCCGUAAAGCAGAGCCAAUUUGGUAAGUUUCUCCUCUUUUUUCACUGCUGAUAUUGCACUUAUUCGUUGUCGUUUAUGAAAGCGUCAAUUAAAAUAGCAACGAGACUGAAUUCUACCACGAUUUGUCGGCCUCCCGGUUUACCACAGUUUGCACGCGUUGGUGGGCCUGAACAUGUUUAUAGUAUUAAGUAGUGUUAUGACGUGCAUUAAAUGUCAAUUUUCGAGCUCUCUUUUCUUUCUCCGACUCACGCUUACUUUUCAAUGAGAGUCCAACUUCAACGGCUCUUUGAACAUUGGAGGAGUACGUGAGAAGUUGAAUAUUGUGUGUGCCUUGGACGCCAUGGUAAGAAAACUGAUUCCUUGAUCUGUUUUGACAUUUUUCGAUCAAAGUGAUAUCGGAAUGCUUUAAUUGGUGUGUCGGACGAUAAGAGUAAGCUAAGAGAAGACAUAUUUAUUAUUUUAAAAAGGUGUACAUUAUAUUGCUUUGUUUAUUAAUUUUUUCCUGGGUGCAGUGAUAGUAAAAGUAAGUUCCAUUUUUAUUUUGUCGAUCAAACGUAGAUUACAUGUCUGGACCGGAAACAGUUAAAGGGUUUUUUUCAAAAUAGUUUUUGCCAGAGUAAUAUUUUUUCUGAGUUGGUUUUGCGCGCAUACAUACUUAUCUUCCCUGUGCUCUUUCCCAUUCCGUAGUCAUCACGUAUUAAGGAAGGCUAGUGCGGACACCGUAAUGCACGUAGUUGUAUGUAAUUGUCCAACUCUAGGUCGAGUUUUACCGUUCGAUCUGUUACAGUCGCAACUUGCUGAAUAAAAACUAUUGCAUAAUUCAGACAAUUGACAGGACAUCUUGCUGUUUCGUCGUUUGUUUCGGUAGACGUAUUUAUUUAUAUUUUUAUUUAUUUUUACAUUUCUGUACCUCAACUAUUAAUUUAACUAUUAAACUCAACUAUUAUUAAAAUGUGCAUUAAAUGUCUAUUGCCGAGCUCUCAUUUCUUUUCUUUUCUGACUUGCGCUUACUUUUCAAAGGGAGCUUAACUUCAACGGUUCUUUGAACAUUGCAGGAGUACGUGAGAAGUUGGAUUUUGUGUGUGCCCUGGAUGCCAUGGUCACGCAACUCUAGUCAAUAUAUCUAGUGUGUACUGAACUCAGUCUGAAGCAAUAAUACUAAUAAAAAUAAUAAUAAUAAUAAUAAUCACAAAAAUUAAUAGUUGAGGAAAAGUAAAAAUUGAAAAGUAAGCGUGAGUCGGAGAAAGAAAAGAGAGCUCGAAAAUUGACAUUUAAUGCACGUCAUAACACUACUUAAUACUAUAAACAUGUUCAGGCCCACCAACGCGUGCAAACUGUGGUAAACCGGGAGGCCGACAAAUCGUGGUAGAAUUCAGUCUCGUUGCUAUUUUAAUUGACGCUUUCAUGAACGACAACGAAUAAGUGCAAUAUCAGCAGUGAAAAAAGAGGAGAAACUUACCAAAUUGGCUCUGCUUUACGGCAAAGCGAAGUGAAGACUAUACUACGCCAUGUGAUGGUUUCGUGUCAGUCUUCACAUUCGAUGACGUCAUACCCCCAGCAGAUUGCUGUUCCAUUUGCGGUUGUAUUUUUGGUGGUUUCGGCGAGAUGCCUUGGCGGCCGUCACCACCAAAAAUACAAGGAUGUCGUUUAGAUCAGCAAAUACAAAGAUGGCUUAAGGAUCAGCUGCAGGAUAGCAUAGCUAAUAAAGGAAUGGCAUAGCCUUCACGUCACGCCACGACGAUUCGCCACAACAUCGAAGUAUUUCAAGUAAUACUACGCAAUUUAAUGUUCAGAUAGAGCGUCUGAUGUUUUUGCAAAGCUAUUCGACCUAACGCUACACUAUUUGUGUCUACGCUGUACCAUUCUAUAUUACACUGAGCUAUUUCACGCAACGCUACACCAUUUGUGUGUACGCUGUGCCAUUCGACAUUAUGCUAAGCCACUUCACGCAACGCUACACUGUUUGUAUGUACGCUGUACCAUUCGACAUUACUCUAAGCCAUUUCACGCAACGCUACACUGUUUGUAUGUACGCUGUACCAUUCGACAUUACGCUGAGCCAUUUCACACAACGCUACACUGUUUUUAUGUACGCUGUACCAUUCUACAUUACGCUGCGCCAUUUCCCGCAGCGCUACACCAUAUGUGUGUACGCUGUACCAUUCUAAAUUACGCUGAGCCAUUUGACGCAACGCUACACCGUUUGUGCGUACGCUGUGCUACUCGACGUUACCCUGAGCCGUUUAACUCAACGCUACACCGUUUGAGUACUGUAUUGCAAAUGAGUGCUAAGCUAUUCGUAAUUAAGCUAGUCCAUUUCACAAUCUCAUGAUCCAACUCAACAUGGGCUACUAGACCGUUUCUCAUUUGGCUAAACUAUUCAUGUUUUGGGUGUUCUGUUUCACGAAGGAAAACUAGACUGUCUAUAAUUUGGCCAUUCCAUUCCUUUAUUAGCUAUGCUAUCCUGCAGCUGAUCCUUACACCAUCUUUGUAUUUGCUGAUCUAUUUGACAUCCUUGUAUUUUUGGUGGUGACGGCCGCCCAUAUACUGAACUUCUGAUCAAGUGGUCUGAGUUUAAGCCCUGGGCUAAAGUGAUUGUGUUGUAGUCUUGGCUGGGAGGCUUUACUCUCACAGUGUCUCCACACCCAGGAGUAUAGAUAGCUACUGAUGAACUGACCAGUAUUUCAUAUACAUCUGAAGGGAGUAAGAGUACAGUCUUAGUGGCUGAAUGGUAUGGUACCUAGUAGAAGCUCGUGCUACAGGGAUGAGCUCAGCACUGAGUAUAUGUAAGGUGACUUUCCAAAGUACAUGUAUAUCUCUUUACUUACAAAUCUUUGAUAACAUUAGUAAUAAUGGGAGACAUAAAAAUCAAUAGAUGUUGGAGAAAAUUUGUUUUUUUAUUCAUAAAAGCUUAUUUUUGUCUCAGGAGUUUUCAGUGCAGCACAUGAUCUGAAAACGGAGUGGGUUGUCAUCAAGGGUAUUUCAGGGUAUGCAGAUGGAACUGAAGAGAGAGAAAACUGGCAAACAUUUGCAAGUGUAAUGGCAGCUUCUCUUAUUGCCAACAUUCUAAAAGAAUGCAGUAUUUUUGAAGAUUGGCCACAUUACAAAGGUAACCUGUUUAAUUUUUGUCAUUUUUAGUCCCACAGUAUAUUUGCUUGCAGUCACUCGCUGGUCUUGUAUACUGUUUAGUUUUGUGUUUUAUAAAUGUGUUGGAACCAAAUUACCAAAACCGAAUUAAAAACAUGAUUUAUGAUCUAUGAUCAUGCGCUGACCAAUCAGAACAGUUCUUGGAUCAGAAAUGUUACAUGUUUGUCAGCAAUUUCACAGGCUCUUCUUAUGGAUUGUUGCGCUGGGCCAACCAAAGGUGAGAAAUUGAAAAGAAUGACAUUGACCUCAACUCAACAUACAGGGGCGCUAAUUUCUUUCUACAAAGAUUGGUUGUGAGAUGCUUUCAAGCUUUUAAUAGCAUUUUUCCCCCUCGAAAGAAGACCUCCGUUCCCCCCCUCCCCCCAUAAUACACCUGGAAACUUAUGCCUUAACCCCCCUUCUCUCCCCUCCACCCCAACCCCAUUUUAUAAACCACACACGACCCACAUUCCCCUAAUCGCUCCAACAAAGGGCUUAACGCACGAAACAUCAGCUUUAGAAACUCUUUAUGGUGGCCAAUUUAACUCAGUUAAUGAAACCAAAUUAUCAUUGCUUGACUGAACAACAGUUAAUUCUUGUCGUUGGGUAAUCACGUGAGCCACCAUCGUUGUCUACAAAUUCCCAGGAUGUCUAUUGAGAAUUCUAGGUGCCAGUCUUUUUAACCCAAUUAUAGCAUGGUACCUCUUCUAAGGACUGCAGUUAAAUGCUGAAUUUUGAGGCAGAUGAAGGAAAGAUCACACGCGUCUUAAAUUCCUCACGUAGAUUUGCAUUUUAAGAAAUCUUACACCCACAUUCGUUAGAGCAGAGAACUUUGCAAGCAAGGUUAGGAUGCAGUAUUCGAAUCCUGGUGGUUUGAACUACAUGUAGCCGCGUGUCUGUCUCAAACUUCAUAAGGCUGUCUAACCGCUGUCUGUUUGGUUUUGUGUUCUUGAAGAUAUUUCAACUGAUAGACAACAUUCACCACUGAGUAAAGGGAUUCCGGUAGAGCCAUCCUAUCCUAGUGCCCAGUCUUCCGAACAGCAAGAUGUUUCGUUUACCAAAACAGCAGGUAUUUGAAUGAACAGAUGUUGUGAGAGACUGUUUCUUUUAUUCUUAUUACUGUGGAACUCACCAUAGAGUUCUCUCUUGCUUAUUGGGGGAGCUUCGUGGCGCAGAAUCCGAAGGUCUGGGGCUCGAUUCUGCAUACUGACUCAUAACAUCUUCCUUUAAACUAAACUAAUUGGCAUUGCUGUGUGUGGUUUAGCUUUUUCUGGUCUGCUGAAUAAGUAUUUUUCUUUGAAACUUUAUGGUUUUCCGUAGAAAUUUCCUGUGUUCAAGGUUUUCUUAGUCUUACAGUAUUACGUUUUUCCGGCGAGAUUUCUUUGACGUACAAAUAAUUGCCUGCAGUUGUUGAAUUAGUAAGGAACUGAUCAAAUGCUCGCCUCGCUCUCUCCCGUGUUAAAUUACUUUUCUUAUGUUUUUAAGGUGGAAAAAGGAAGUCGUCAAACAAGUUUCUGGACCAGGGCAUAAUGCGCUCAAAGCUUGAAGGUAUUUGUCUUCUUCAGAAUCUGAAUUGUGAUUCUGACUUUUUUACUGGAGGAUUCCAAGUGUUAACAUAGUUUCUUUUAGAUUUGAGUUUUUCGCUACUGUUUCGCUUAACAGAGAAAUAGUUUCACUUGUCUCAGAACAAAACAAUAUUUUUCUUAUAAGGAUUUUGUGUAGCGGAACGAACCAUAGCCACGAUUACCAGCCGCUGUUCGUGAAACGAGCUCACGCUUUUUCCCUUUACGGGAGAAUCGAAGACCGCACUCGAGAAUUAGGCGCAAAUCAAACCCCCUUCCCCAACAAAACACCGUAGUGACCAGAUCAAGUGUGAAAAUGUGAAAAUUUACCCUCGAAAUCAAUGAGUGACGUUAUUAAAGUUACAAAUUACAGAUGGAAGGAAAUAUUCUUCCCACUGUUUAAAAACCCCACUCGAGUAAUUUUCUUUUCGAUGUGGGAGUUUUUUACCAAGCUAUUUGUUUUGUCUACAGACUCGUCUGUAACAGAAUUUUUGGAAUGGUGCCAGAAUCAGUUGAGGGCGUUUUACAACACCAUGUGUCAAGUGAAAAUAACACCAUGGGACCCAAACAACACAGUACACAUUAACGACAUUUACAUACAGGUAACGUUUUUACAAGACCACAAAAAACCUGACGGGACAACGAAAAAAAAACUGGGAGACAGCUAUGAAGUAUUUGAAGGUGACGAACAUCAUCCCGUCCGUAGACGAAUUCUGGUAUAUGGAAGACCUGGAAUAGGAAAGUCUACUUUUACUCAAAAAGUAGCUGUGGAUUGGGCAAAUGGCGAAAAGGAGAUUCUCAAAAAGUUCACUCUUUUACUGUUAAUCAGGUUACGAGACGUUUGUGAUAUUCCGGACCUCUGUAGCAUUUUGAAAACCGCUGAACUUUUGUCUGCUGAUGACCCGAUGGCAGUCGAUAGCUUGUAUGAAUAUGUGCGUCAGAACCAGGAGAAAGUGCUGCUCAUUUUGGAUGGAUAUGAUGAGUACAGCGGUGGAAAAUCAUCCCCAAUUCACCAGAUUUGGAGAGGCAGUCAACUGAGAGACUGUUGUGUAAUGAUCACAACGCGGCCGGUGAAAGAGGAUGAGCUUAGAGUUCUAAGUCACGCUCAGUUUGAACUUAACGGGUUCGAUAGCAGGGAACAGAAGAAACAGUUUGCAAGUAAGAUUCUUCCUGAUGAGGAGGACGUUGAAGGGCUACUUGAAUACCUGGAGAAGCAUGACCUCGUGGAGAUGGCAGAGAUUCCACUAUUAUUGUUGAUGUUGUGUCUUCUGUGGAAGAAGAAAAAACCUCAAUUACCAACAUCUCGUGCGGAAAUUUACAUAGAAUUUAUUCAGACUCUCUUGGAUCAUAUGGCUAUUAAAGACUCAGACAACGUCGCAACAGAUAAAAGCAUAGAUGAAUAUCAAGAGGAACUUUCCAAAAUAGGAAAACUUGCUUUUGAUGCUCUUUUGGAGGACUGCCUUCAUUUUAACUUCAGUAAAUUUCCUAAAGGUGAUCUGUUCGAGAAGCUUAUUCAUGUCGGCUUUUUUCAAGUUUCCAAACUUUCCGCUUUGAACCGUGAGAAGAUCGUGUAUUUUCUUCACAAGUCCGUUCAGGAGUUUCUCGCCGCCUGGUUCAUCGUUCAAGAAGUGAAGGUUAAGAAGAAUGAAACUGUCACCUGCCUGUCAGGAAUGGAUACGCUUGAAAAAUCAAAGAAGAUGGACGAAGUUCUAAAAUUCGUUUGUGAGUUGUCAUCAGAUGCUGUCAGCAUUGUUUUUGAUCAUCUACACUAUGUCGGAAAGAAAGAAGGUCUCACAAAUUACAAUUUCACUAGGACGCCUUCUGUUGAAGAUUUGUCUAGAGCACAAAAAGAUUUCAUGAAACUCUGUGUCGAUUGUUUGUUCUGUUGUCCAGAGUCAGACAGACUAGCUGUGUAUUCUGCAUUUCUCUCAUGUGUUAACCAUGUCGUAGUGCUUCAUGACGAACACGUGUCUACUGCUGCUGAGAAAAACUUCUUCAAAGGCACCGCCAGUUUUCCAAACUAUUUAUUUUUUGAUUAUAUAUUUACUGAAUAUUAUGAUCGUGAGAGUAUUCUAUCCAUAUUGUCUGACUUGAACGCGGUCGUUUUAACGUGCUCUGGAGAAGUUAAGGAUUUUAAAAAAUACGCCGAUUUACGCGAUGCGAACCUUUUCCUCAAAAAAAGCGAAAAAAAAAACUUUAUCUAUCUACAUCGCAUAACAAAUGCUGUUUUUUGCCCUAAACUUCUUCCUGAACUGAUAUCAGCGCCAGUUUGUUCUUCUCAGCCACCUGUAGAUAAUCUGGCAGAGAAUGAGGACAACAACGUUACACUGUCUCUGACUGAGAACAGAUCUGACCAGGCACAACAACAUUGUUUGUCACUGAUGAGAGAGGUUGAGUUAAAGGAGGUAACAGUUGAGGAUUUUGUUCUGUUGAAGAACUUGUUGCCUUUAUUAACAGCUCUUCGAGAUAUUGAUAUAUGGGGGAGCUUGACAGAUGCCUUGGAAGGUAAUUCGAUUGAGAACGCGAUUCACAGAAUUAAUUUUACUGACAAUCUCCACAGUUUAAAACUUCGUGGUACCAAUCUAACAGCAAAGUGUGCUGCUUUUAUUGCUGAGUCACUGCACCACUCUCCAAACUUGCAUGAACUCUGCUUGUCAUGGAACCCCUUACACAGCGGUGUGAGUCAUUUGGCCAAGAAUCUUCAUCACACUCCACGGUUGACUAUUUUAGAGUUAGGUUUUGUAAAAAUGGGAGAAAAGGAAUGUGCUGCACUGGGUGCCACAUUACAGUACUUAAACAAGUUAAAAAAACUGAACAUAGAACACAAUGCACUGGGUCACGGGAUCAUUGAACUGGCCAAGAACCUGAACAGUGUACCCAAUCUGACUUCGCUGAACCUGGACAAUACAAAUAUGGGUGAAGAUGAAGUAUCAGCACUGGCUCGUGCACUUAAGGAUGUACCAGAGCUGAGCGAUCUUGAGAUGAGUUCCAAUGCACUGGGUCACGGGAUCAUUGAACUGGCCAAGAACCUGAAAAGUGUACCCAAUCUGCUUCAGCUGGACCUGUCGUAUACAAAUAUGGGUGAAGAUGAAGCAUCAGCACUGGCUCGUGCACUUAAGGAUGUACCAGAGCUGAGCUGUCUUGGUCUAGGGUGGAAUCCACUUGGCAGAGGAGUCAGGGACCUGGUUCAGCAUCUCAGCAGUGUUCCUAAGCUGGAGUACCUGUCUCUGUUUAGUGUUCAGAUGACAAAGACAGAGAUUGAAGAGUUGUGUACAGCAGUAAAAGGGAGAGGCAUCACUUUGGUCACUGAUUACCAUGUAAGAGUCUUUUUGUUGUUACACUCAGUUGUAUCUAAUCUUUAG
This is a messenger RNA of Pocillopora meandrina, 13112 nucleotides long. Lineage: Eukaryota; Metazoa; Cnidaria; Anthozoa; Scleractinia; Pocilloporidae. The record is from the annotation of a GenBank genome assembly.